AUGAAGCACCAGCUGGAGUCGGCGGUUGAGGGCGAUGGCACGACGGAGCAGCUGGCGACGUGGAUCGCAGGGCUGCGGGCGCAGGACAUUCCGCCGCGGGUGCUGGAGCGGGCCAAGCACGUCAUCCUCGACGGCAUCGGCUGCGGGCUGGUCGGCGCCCGCGUGCCCUGGUCGGAGCAGUUCCUGCACGCCGUCAGCGCCUACGAGCCGGCCGGCGGCUGCAGCGUCAUCGGCAGCGACACGCGCUUCGGCCCGCUCGCCGCCGCGGUGCUCAACGCUGCCUUCAUCCAGGCCACCGAGCUGGACGACUACCACAGCGACGCGCCGCUGCACUCGGCCAGCAUCGUGCUGCCCGCCCUCCUCGCCGGCGCCCAGACGCAGCCGCCCGGGGCCGUGACCGGACUCGACCUGCUGGUGGCCGCCGUCGCCGGCUUCGAGACGGGGCCGCGCGCCGGGCUCGCCCUCUACGGCUCCGACCUGCUGACCCGCGGCUGGCACUCUGGUCCCGUCUUCGGCUGCCCGGCGGCGGCGGCUGCGGGCGCGCGCCUGUUCGGGCUCGGCGUGCGCGAGACGGAGAGCGCGCUGGGCAUCGGCUGCACGCAGGCGGGCGGGCUGAUGAGCGUGCAGUACGAGGGCAUGAUCAAGCGGGUGCAGCACGGCUUCGCCGCCCGCAACGGCCUGUUCGGCGCGCUGCUGGCCCGCGGCGGCUACGAGGGCAUGCGCAAGGUCUUCGAGCGCCCCUACGGCGGCUUCCUGGCCAUGUUCAGCGCCGGCAACGGCCGCGAUCCCGCCUGGCGCGUGCACGAGGUGGUCAAGGGCCUGGGCGAGACGUGGCACACGGAGCUCAUCCGCAUCAAGCUGCACGCCUGCGUCGGCGGCAGCCACGGCCAGAUCGAGGUGCUCGAGCGCAUGCAGCACGCCCACCCGGACCGCUUCGCCCGCGACCAGCUCGGCCGCAUCCAGAAGAUCGACGUGCUGCUCAGCGAGGCCAUCUACGCCCACGACGGCUGGGUGCCCGAGACCCGCCCGCUCACCGAGACGGGCGCCCAGAUGAACGCCGCCUACAUUGGCGCCCUGCAGCUGGUCGACCGCCAGGUGCUGCUCGAGCAGUUCACCCCCGCCAAGCUCGACGACGACCUGGUCUGGGAGCUCGCCCUCAAGACCGAGUGCUUCCACAGCGACGAGUUCGACCAGCCCAGCCGCCUCGCCGGCUGCCGCAUCCGCAUCCGCUUCGACGACGGCUUCGUCGCCGAGGACUGGACCCCCUGGCCCAAGGGCUACGACCCCCCCAUCUCCAACCAGGACAUCCGCGCCAAGUGGCGCAAGCUGGCCUCCACCGUCAUCGACGCCCAGCGCAUGCAGGACAUCGAGGACCUCGUGCUCAACCUCGACAAGCUCGACGAUAUUUCCAAGCUCGGCGAGCUGCUGACCAAGCCCGUCGGCAAGGCCAUGGGGUGA
Messenger RNA from Diplodia corticola, 1458 nucleotides. RefSeq lists its product as uncharacterized. The record is from RefSeq and is a predicted model, not a curated record. NCBI's taxonomy places the organism in Eukaryota, Fungi, Ascomycota, Dothideomycetes, Botryosphaeriales, Botryosphaeriaceae. Gene Ontology annotation, molecular function: lyase activity. The coding region runs from base 1 to 1458 and encodes 485 amino acids. The transcript is spliced from 2 exons.